GUACAUCCACAUUCCACGAAAAAAUAAUUAUUAUUAUAUAAAAAUAAAAACUCGUCUUUCUGAAAUUACCGAGAGAGCGCUAAAAAAAAUGGAAAGCGGCGACGAGAGCCCGGUGGUUCUGAUAACGGGAUGCUCGCAGGGAGGAAUCGGCCACGCGCUGGCACGUGAGUUCUCGGAUAAGGGAUGUCGAGUGGUGGCGACGAGCCGUUCGCGGAGUACGAUGACGGAUCUGGAGCAGGAUCCGAGGUUGUUCGUGCAGGAGCUCGAUGUGCAAUCUGACCAAAGCGUGAGCAAAGUCAUGUCGAACGUUAUCGAUAAGUUCGGACAGAUCGACGUUCUUGUCAACAACGCAGGCGUUCAGUGCGUUGGACCUAUUGCGGAGAUUCCAAUGUCCGCCGUGGAGAACACAUUCAACACCAAUGUUUUCGGUUCCAUGAGGAUGACUCAAGCCGUUGUACCUCACAUGGUAUCUAAGAAAAAGGGAAAGAUUGUCAACGUUGGAAGUAUCACUGUUAUGGCACCAGGUCCAUGGGCAGGUGUCUAUACAGCUACCAAAGCUGCUAUCCAUGCUCUUACCGACACACUCAGGUUGGAGCUCGGCCCCUUUGGCAUUGAUGUAAUCAAUGUUGUGCCAGGAGGAAUACGAACGAACAUAGCAAACUCAGCUGUAGCAACCUUCAACAAGAUGCCAGAGCUGAAACUAUUCAAGCCUUACGAAGAAGCUAUCAGAGGGAGAGCCUUUAUAUCACAGAGGAUGAAGCCAACUCCAGCUGAAACAUUCGCCAAAGACACCGUAGCUGCAGUGCUAAAGAAGAACCCACCUGCUUGGUUCUCUUCCGGCAGAUACUCAACUCUCAUGGCAAUCAUGUACCAUAUGCCCCUCUGGUUCAAAGAUUUUGUCCAGAAGAAGGCUUUAAUGAAAAAGGACUAGACAGCUUCCGUUUUAAAGACUCUUUCUCUCUUAUGAUAAACGAAAUGUAAAAGAUUAUUCAGACUUGGUAAUGUAAUCUUAUGUCCUCA
Brassica rapa (field mustard) is the source of this 1020-nucleotide messenger RNA. Its product is annotated as short-chain dehydrogenase RED1. Gene Ontology annotation, cellular component: endoplasmic reticulum. NCBI's taxonomy places the organism in Eukaryota, Viridiplantae, Streptophyta, Magnoliopsida, Brassicales, Brassicaceae. The record is from RefSeq and is a predicted model, not a curated record. Gene Ontology annotation, molecular function: oxidoreductase activity.